UAAGAUAAGCGAAAAUAAUCCGAAUUUCAUUUUCUGCAAAGUUUAUCCCACCUCCUUUUUUUCUUUACUGUAAACUAAUUUCAUUGGAUUAAUUAACAUGCUGAUUUCGACUUUUGUUGUUGCCGUGUGUUUGCUUAGCUAUGGAUCGGCAAAGAAAAGAGAUAAUCUAAAUCGUCUGGAAUCACAUAUAGGGAUCCUCGAACAGAAAUUCAAAGACCUAGAGAAACAAGUUGCCAAGCAGAAUAAUGAACUUAGAGACCAGAAAGAUUUACUUGCAGAGAAAAGUGAAGAAAUCAAAUUAUUAAAAGAACUUCUUCAGAAAAAGGAGAGCUUCAUCGAUACUGCCUCUCAAAACAUCGGUGCUCUUUUAAACAAAAGUCCAGAUAAAAGAUUCCUUCUCGACGAUAGCGUAGCUUUCUUUGCCAGACUGGAUGAAACAGAACUGACUGGUGUAGCUUUGAAUCAAACCAUUGUGUUUGACAAGAUUGUUCUAAAUGCCGGUAACGCGUUCAACGCUCAAACUGGACAAUUUACUGCGCCUGUCGAUGGAUUUUAUUUGUUAUCCGUGUCCGUAGCAAGUGAUCUAGGUCAUAAUCAUCAACUACAGGUGGCGCUCAUGAGAAACAACGACAUCAUUGCUCGUGCACAUGCACAUGGGGAUUCUGGUCAUCUAGAUCAGGGCGGAGUGACUAUUGUAACUGGACUAGCUGCUGGAGAUAAAAUCCGUGUUAAGUCAACAUAUCAAGAUGUAACAGACUUUUAUGGGAAUGGUCUCACAACAUUUUCUGGCUUCCAAAUAAUGUUCAAAUAAUAUUGUAAGAAACAAUAAAAUAAAAGAAAAUUAAAUCAUUGUUAAAGUA
This is a messenger RNA of Ruditapes philippinarum (Manila clam), 860 nucleotides long. RefSeq names its product heavy metal-binding protein HIP-like. The transcript is spliced from 3 exons. Lineage: Eukaryota; Metazoa; Mollusca; Bivalvia; Venerida; Veneridae. The coding region runs from base 98 to 811 and encodes 237 amino acids. The record is from RefSeq and is a predicted model, not a curated record. Gene Ontology annotation, molecular function: protein binding.